AUGUCUGAAAAACCUAUGUUCCCAGCUAACGGUUCGCAAGAGCCAAGCGAAGAUGUUAGAAUUCUUGGCUACGACCCAUUGGUUUCCCCAGCUUUAUUGCAAGUACAGGUGCCAGCGUCAGCGGAGAGUUUGGAGACCGCUAAGAGAGGCAGAAAAGAGGCCGUGGAGAUCAUCUCCGGCAGAGAUGACAGAGUUUUGGUGAUUGUUGGUCCCUGUUCCAUUCACGAUUUAGAUGCCGCCCAGGAGUACGCUGCAAGGCUGAAGAAGCUCUCGGAUGAGUUGAAGGACGACCUAUGCAUUAUCAUGAGGGCGUACUUGGAGAAACCAAGAACCACUGUGGGCUGGAAGGGUCUGAUCAACGACCCGGAUGUCAACAACAGUUACAACAUCAACAAGGGUCUGCAGUCUGCUAGGCAGUUGUUCGUGAACCUGACCAGCGCCGGGGUGCCAAUCGGUUCGGAGAUGUUGGACACUAUCUCUCCACAGUAUUUGGCAGACCUUCUGUCAUUCGGCGCCAUCGGUGCAAGAACCACCGAGUCGCAGCUUCACAGAGAGCUGGCCUCUGGUCUCUCGUUCCCAGUCGGUUUCAAGAACGGUACCGACGGUACUUUGGGCGUCGCUGUCGACGCGGUGCAGGCUGCUUCUCACUCGCAUCACUUCAUGGGUGUCACGAAGCAUGGUGUCGCCGCCAUCACCACCACCAAAGGUAACGAUAACUGUUUCAUCAUCCUGAGAGGUGGUAAGAAGGGUACCAACUACGAUGCCAAGUCUGUCGCCGAGGCCAAAGCACAGCUGCCAGCCGGUUCGAACGGUCUAAUGAUCGACUACUCUCACGGUAACUCCAGCAAGGACUUCAGAAACCAACCAAAAGUCAACGACGCCGUUGCGGAACAAAUUGCCAACGGCGAAAAAGCCAUUAUCGGUGUUAUGAUCGAGUCCAACAUCAACGAAGGUAAGCAAAGCAUCCCAGCUGAAGGUAAAGCCGCAUUGAAAUACGGCGUUUCCAUCACUGACGGUUGUAUAAGCUGGGAAACCACUGUCGAGGUCCUCACCAAGCUGGCUGCUGCUGUCAGACAGAGAAGAGAACACUACAAAUGA
This is a messenger RNA of Torulaspora globosa, 1098 nucleotides long. RefSeq names its product 3-deoxy-7-phosphoheptulonate synthase ARO4 (gene ARO4). The record is from RefSeq and is a predicted model, not a curated record. Gene Ontology annotation, biological process: aromatic amino acid biosynthetic process. NCBI's taxonomy places the organism in Eukaryota, Fungi, Ascomycota, Saccharomycetes, Saccharomycetales, Saccharomycetaceae. Gene Ontology annotation, cellular component: cytoplasm. The transcript has a single exon. The coding region runs from base 1 to 1098 and encodes 365 amino acids. Gene Ontology annotation, molecular function: 3-deoxy-7-phosphoheptulonate synthase activity.